Nanorana parkeri is the source of this 3140-nucleotide messenger RNA. RefSeq names its product mediator complex subunit 26 (gene MED26). Gene Ontology annotation, cellular component: mediator complex; core mediator complex; nucleus. The transcript has 3 exons. Lineage: Eukaryota; Metazoa; Chordata; Amphibia; Anura; Dicroglossidae. Gene Ontology annotation, biological process: regulation of transcription by RNA polymerase II; positive regulation of gene expression. Gene Ontology annotation, molecular function: transcription coregulator activity. The record is from RefSeq and is a predicted model, not a curated record. Bases 218 to 2041 code for a protein of 607 amino acids.
AGGAAUAGUGACGUAAGGACGUCGCCCCUGUGGCGUCACAAAGCGUGCGGCGGCGGAUUUCCCGUCCUGCCUCGGGGCUCCCGGUCGCUCGGCUCCAGCUGGAGAGACGCGCCUGGGAGUCUCCGGUGUCGAGCGCUCCCGGUGCCCUGGCCACUGUGUCCCUCCCUACCCGGGAACAUGCCGCGCCGCCCUCCGCAGUGAUCCCCGGACAGAGGCAAUGACAGCGGCUCCGGUAUCCCCGCGGGAAAUCAGGGAGAGGCUGCUGCAGGCCAUCGAUCCGCACAGCAAUAUUCGUAACAUGGUGGCCGUGUUGGAAGUAAUCUCCAGUUUGGAGAAGUAUCCAAUUACCAAAGAGGCACUGGAGGAAACCCGACUUGGAAAAUUAAUUAAUGAUGUUCGGAAAAAGACCAGUAACGAGGAUCUCGCCAAACGUGCUAAGAAGCUGCUGCGUAGCUGGCAAAAACUGAUAGAGCCAGUACAACAGAAUGAGCAGGCUGCCAGGGGUACUCCCAACCCCCAAGGUUCAGCCAAUGGUGGUAGUACCCACAACUGUAAGGGAGAGACCAAUCAAACUGCACUGCUGAGUGGAAAACCUCUUCAGGACCUUAAGGGCAGGAAUGACAUCCAGAAGGCACAUUCACCUAAGGCUGAGAAGGUGGCCAGUCGAAAGAGGAAAGGGGAAUUUAGAGAUGGUACCCAAGGGCUUGCUUGCAAAGCAGGUAAGCCGAAUCAGGAGUUGUUCCAAAAUUCUUCACCCCUUCCCACCAAUGGGAUUGGAACUAGUCCUCCGGACAGCCUACUUAGUCCUCUUGAUGGCAGUUCACAGACUAACAGGUUGGAGACUGCUGAAAAUGAUAAACAUGGUAAAAUUCCCGUAAAUGCUGUCCGGCCUCACACCAACUCCCCUGGACUUGUAAAACACCCAAGCACUUCCUCUUUAUUAAAAGUGGCCGUCCUACAGCAGCACAGUGUAGGGUUAGAAGAAACCCAUUCUCAUCAGCCACGAAGUCCACGUUGUACCUCCUACAGCCCACGUGGCACUAGGGCAGAAUUAGUGGCAAGGCAGCACACCACAUAUGCACCAAAGGGUUCUGUGCCCAGCCCCUCUCAAAGGCUGCCUGGUGUAGACACUGCACAUACACCCUCUUACCAAUCCCCUGUGCACCCUUCUACACCCCCUGCCAUAGCAAAAAGACUAGAGUCUCCUAGGAGGGAUUUUGCAGUCUCUUCCCCUCAUCGGUCUGUGGCGCAACUAGUCCCUACUGACCUCCCCCUCCAGCAGUCACCCAGGAUAACACAACAGCACACCCCACAUGGACAUCGAAGUGGGCCGCCUAUUACAGAUUCUCACACGCCUCGCAGUACCUAUUCUCCAGAGCCCUCAAAAAUGGACAGCGAUGACGCAGCCUCUGGUUCAGACAGCCGGAAGAAAAAGAAAUCUCGUCGAGGAGAUCAAGAAGGAUACUCAGCAGAUGGAAAUAGCAAACAAACACGAGUAAAAAAGGAUCGCAAAUUGAAAUUUGAUUUCAUGACUGGGCAAAUAAAACCUUUAACUAACAAAGACCCAUCCCAGGCUGAGAUUUCAGCCCCUUCAGAACAGCACAGGACUGAAACGGACAAACAAGACCCCAAACUCGGCCUGCCAAGUCCCUUUGAACAGACAGACUGGAAGGAGUUGUCUCAAAAUGAGAUCAUUCAGUCCUAUCUUAGUCGUCAGGGCAGCUUGUUGUCUUCCUCUGGUGUACAGACGCAGAGUGCACAUUAUUAUAUGUCUGAAUAUUUAAAACAGGAGGAAUGCAGUAAGCGGGAAGCUAGAAAGACUAAUGUUUUAGUGCCACUUGCCCUACCGAGUGAGCUGCCUGGAAAAAACAGGGAAGUGACUAGCGUUGAUUUAGACAGAUUUCAUAAUAAUCAUUGGCCUGGUGUCAAUGGCUGUCACGAUACACAGGGCAACUGGUAUGAUUGGACGCAGUGCAUCUCCUUGGACCCUCAUGGUGAUGAUGGUAGAUUAAACGUCUUGCCUUAUGUCUGCCUAGACUGAGCACCAGUCCAAAUCUGCUUUCUUCUCAUAUCUGUGGUUUUCACUGCAAACCAUGGGUCGCUCUGCGACCACUGCUCAAAUUGGAAGAUUUGAAUGAGAAAAAAAUGAGAGUUCCCUUUUUUGGGGGAUGUGAAGGGUUGGGGUUGUAGAGAGCCUGGAAGAGGAGCUUUGUGUUCACUACAUCCUGGGAGUUCUCUUCCACUGCUGGCGCUCCCCCCUCUGUCUGCCACACCCGUUCUUUUGUGCUAAAUGCUGCUACCAGAUAACUUGACAAAGGAUUGCAGAAGGGGGUCAAGAAAUGCAAUGGAACGGUGUGGAAGGGGGGUUCCACUUGGAGUUUUGAAACUCCUAUAGCAAAGUGAGCUAUAAAAAUAAAAUAUAUGAAAAAAAAAAAUGAAGUGUUAAGUUCAAACCUACCCGAAGAUUGCAAAAAGGUGAAUUUUUCCUGUACCUGAGAAAGGGCUGGAAUAAAAACAAAAUUUAUAUAUAUGACAGGUACCUAAAUCUUAUGUGAAAGAGGAUUUAAAUAAGUUGAGAGUAAGUUACCUUAACAGAGUAUGCAUUAUUUAUUUGAAUUAAUGUUUUCUUUCCUUUUUUCAGAUUUUUAUUUCAGUUUAAAAUUUGACAGUUAAGCGUCUAAAGAGGCGCAAAGUAUAAGUGUUCAGUUGCAAGCAUCACAGCUGGUCCCUUUAUGUUGACUAGGAGAAGAGUCUUAAAAAAUCAUUCCUUCUCCCCAACAUUUUUUUUUUUCCUUGGAAAGUUAUUGUACACAUCUCCCAUCACACAGUUCAGAUCUGUAAGCUGCUGCUAGUUUCCCUUUUAUAAGCCCAGUAUAAAAUCUACCUUUCCACCGUUCGAAACCUGUUCAAGCCCCAACACAUAAAUGCAUACAUGUGAUUUCUAACCAUAUUUCAGUGUUUUCAGCAUCUCUACAUUAGAAUUGAACUGUGUUCAUUCUACCCCCAGUGAGAAAAAUUCUUCAAAUGACCCUAGUUUUCAAAACGUAAAGGUGACGGAUGGUGCUACCAGCUUCUAAAUUGUCCAGAGGCCGACCACACAAUAAGGCCAGUUAGUUGGCUGGGGAAAAAAAAUAAAAAAA